Molecule: messenger RNA, 3302 nt
Organism: Acanthaster planci (crown-of-thorns starfish)
Lineage: Eukaryota; Metazoa; Echinodermata; Asteroidea; Valvatida; Acanthasteridae
Product: arginine kinase-like
Biological process (GO): phosphocreatine biosynthetic process
Molecular function (GO): creatine kinase activity
Source: RefSeq, a predicted model, not a curated record
UUUGUUUACAGUUGCUGCAGCAACGGCCAACAGGUCAAGCGCGUCAGAUCAAACCUCCUAGCUGUUCUUGCCUUCAACACGGCUUACUUUGUCAAGUGAGGUGUCUGAAAAUCAGCUUGCAAGUUUUUCUAAACUCCAUUCAUUCGUUAACUUGGUUGCCGAUCUCACAGAGGGAACGUUGCCCGCUCAUCCUCUGCAGUCAUGGCAAGCCUCUUCCAGAAGAAGUACACCGCUGCGAAUGAUUACCCCAACUUUGAUGGUCACAAAUCGCUGCUGUCUCAGCAUCUCACCAAGGAUUUGUACAUCAAGCUGAGGGAUGUGCAGACGGAGAGUGGAUUCACCCUGGACAGAGUCAUUCAGAACGGAGUAGACAACGCAGAUUUCCACCUGGGUAUCCUUGCUGGUGAUGAACAGACUUAUGAGGUUUUCAAAGAGCUUUUAGAUCCAAUCAUCCAAGACUACCAUAAUGGAUUCAAGCCCACAGACAACCAUGUGACAGACAUGGACCUCAGCAAACUCAAGGGAGGCCAGCUCAGCGAGAAAUACGUCAUCAGUUCUCGCAUUCGCACAGGCCGCAACAUCCGAGGCUUCGCUCUUGCUCCAUUCAUUUGCCGUGCGGAAAGACGGGAGGUAGAAAACAUCGCUCAGCGAGCACUUGACAAAUUUAGUGGAGAUCUGAAGGGUAAGUACUACUCCCUUCAAACUCUGAGUGAGGGAGACAAGCAGCAGCUCAUUGACGAUCACUUCUUGUUUGAGCGGCCCAUCUCCCGUCACUUCACCAGUGGCGGAAUGGCGAGAGACUUCCCUGAUGGCCGUGGCAUUUGGCAUACCACAGACAAACGAUUCCUCGUCUGGGUCAACGAGGAAGAUCAGUUGCGCAUCAUCUCCAUGAGGAAAGGUGGUGACAUGCGGGCCACUUUUGAGCUCUUCUGUCAAGGACUCAAUCAGUUUCAGGCAAACAUGGCCGAGGAGGGCAAGGAGUUCAUGAGGAACGACCAUCUGGGCUUCAUCCUGACCUGCCCCUCCAACCUGGGCACCGGGGUGCGCUGCAGCGUGCAUGCCCGCUUCCCGCUCUUGGCCAGCGACAAACGCUACAACCUGGACCAGAUCUGCAAGGCUCUCAGGCUACAGAAACGAGGAACAAGCGGAGAAUUCACCGAGGCCGUCGGGGGUGUGUACGACAUCUCCAACCUGGACCGUCUGGGCUCCACCGAGGUGCAGCAGGUCCAGUGCGUCAUCGACGGUGUCAACAAGCUGAGCGAUAUGGAGCAGCUGUUGGAGAAGGGUGAAAAGAUCGACCACCUCCUACCCCCUAUGUGUGAGCCAGCCCCGGAGAACACUAAUACCAACAACAGCAGCAGGUCUCCCAAGGCAAAGAAGACGUCGGUGUGCAUAGCGCUGUGAUGCUGUGGUAAUGUUUAUGUCGCAGUUAUUCAGACAAAACCCGGACAGAGCCCAAAUGAAGGAGGAUAAUACCAAAACAAGGAUCCCUUCAAACUCCUACCUCUGUUUCUUAAUGAUGUGCUUAAAAAUCUUCCACUGAAACUGAAAAGUGAUAUUGUUUUAUCCGUCCGAGCUUCAGAUGCAUAUAUUUUAUCCCAAAAAUACUUUUGUUAUGCUCAUUUUUGUAGAGAGGAGUUGUUUUUUGAGGAUUUGUCAAAAACAUGCAUUUAGUAUUUAUAAUCUGCUUUCUCAUAACGUUUGUUUUAUAAAAUGGACUUUGACACAAUGAUACUGGUGAUUCAGUACCUGCACAUAGCAUUACCACAGCAUUUGGAUUGUGGUGAGGUUUGUUUGGAGUUGAAAUUUUUGUUGUAUAUAUCAUGCUUUCUGUUAUUAUUUUUUCUUGUUUUUUGCGUGUCUGUUCAUAUAUCCUGUGUGUGUGUGUGCAUAUCAGAUAUACAAAACAAAUUUCCUGUUUUCUGAAAAAAAACUUCUAAAUUGCCAGUAUUUGUUGCAUGAAGAAACGUCUCAAACUGUUCUGAAUUGGAGCGAUUUUUACUGCGUCCGUAGGCAACGAGACCUACAUAAUACCACCGUAGAAAGAAGUCUCGGGAAAUGUGAGUUGGGUACAUAAGUUUCAGCUGUGGCAGAUAACGAAGGUAAUGGCUAGCUACUGUCAUCACUUUCCAUUAGCACACACAUUACUGCCAGCCAUAGCCAUGACUGCCGGCACAGCCUCGCGGUCACAAAAUGAAUGAAGAUUUAUUUUAUGGGGUGAGCUGCAGAGCGUUUCUUUGAUGGUUACAGUUCCCACAUUUGUCAUUUACUAGUCCAUGUAUUAACUGGGUGAUUGGGCGAUAUACAUGUGAGAUUCAGUUAGUUAGGUGUGUGAGAUGUGUGUGUAGUCCUCUUCUAUGAAUCUUUGAGACUGUCAGUUUUGCAGUGAGUUAUAGAUGCCUUUUACCAGAUCAUGAUGUAUGUAAAUGUCAAAACUGCUCCACUUUUAAGUAAUAUGUGAUGCGAUCCAGCAAAAUCAGUCGUUUUGUCAAACUUUUAUUUGAAGAAACAUCUGUGAAUAAAAGUGUCCAAAACCCUAUGUCUCCACGUUUCAACUUCCACUGCUGUUGAUCUUAGGGUGGUUUCGGGGAGGGCAUUUUUGUAGAAAUAAAGUCAACAUUGUACAUGUAUACCUUUUGAAGUAGAGAAUUCAGUGAAUUUGCCCGGGUCGACAAACGACUCAUUAAGCUUAAUUGUAGGAUGUAUUCAAAGAUGACAAAAUCUGCAGCCUUAUAUUGAUGCGAGGAGAUAGUUCUGCGUAAUCACUUACCUUGCACAUCAUUGUAACAGCAUCCACCCUUGAGCACAGAGAACACUCAACACACUAGUGCAUUGUCCGGAGAAAUUUAACAAGUUUUGGGAGUGUUGUAAAGAGUAGUACGUGUAACAUUACCUGCUUAGAACUUCUGGUCCGUAUAGAAGCAGCCCGGAUUCUUCCACGAAUGACAUCUUGACCAGUUUAUGUUCCUGUUUUUAAAGACUACUGCAGUAUGAUAACUGUAAUAAAAAAAAAUAAUGUCAGCUAUCAUUUGUAUUUGAUUCAUUAUCUUGUGGAAAUUGUUCAGAAUGCUUUACCUUCUGUGUGAACCCUGAACUUUAUAUUCGUAUCACCUUCAGGGGCUUAUGUCAGGUGAACUUCAUUCCUCACAAAGCACAGCAUUUUCAUCGUCAAUUUUCUGUGUUUGGGGAAUUCAAUGGUGAGGAUGUAAACACAAAAACUCAACACUGUGUAUUUCCCAGUAUACAAAUCUUACUUAAUGAGUGAAGUCCAGCAUAAUAAAGCUAAGAAACUGUUUCAAAAA